AUGGGACUACACAUUGAUCUUAUCGCAGCCUGGAUCUGCACCGCAAUCGGCUGUUCAAUAGUCAGCAUCCUGGUUACUUGGUUAGUAACACGCUGGUAUACUCAGCGGCAUUCCCUGUCUCGACUUGAGGCCCCGGACUCCGUAUUUGAAGCACCCGGCUUGAAUCUGUGGAACCCACAGCCAAAGAGUUUCCAAGUGCCGGAGUAUCAGAUCAUGACCAGCUCUACAGUCUCCUACCUUAUCAAGCGCAUCAACUACCUGAACUUCUACAUCGCUCAGUUCGCGCAACAAUGCAGAUGUAAUGCUCGAAGCUCAUACGUGCAAAGCCUCCUGUGUCGACUUUUGAUUACGAACGUCAUGCUUGAGGGCUCACCACAAUGGACACUUCUUUCCCCAGAAUCUAUUCAAAUCGCGCAAAUUACAAAACGCCGGAGUUCGCCUGACGCUUUCAAGCACUGGGCCAAAGAAAAAGCAAGGGUUUACCGUUUCCACACCUUAUGGCCUGAUUAUCGCGAAUGCGACAACGUUCUGCUAGAUCUUCGACAGGAACCGCCGAAUAUAGAAGCGAUACAACGGCUCGAAGAAUUCAUUGUGGAGUUGCUGGACCACUGGAUUAAAUUCGAUGAUUCCAACGAUACAUUCAAAACGACGUUGAGAACAUGCUCCCUGCUUGCUACCAGAAUCGGUAUGGCUAUACACAAAGAUUUGAGGCCUUGGGCUUGGAGUUUUGAGAAUGGCGGGAUGGUACAAGGACCGUUAGGGCAAAUGGAUGAUACUCGGGGUGAAUUGCAAGCUGUUACCACACAGGCUAAGUUGCCAGAGGCGGCUGAAAAUGCUCCAUCGGCAAGGCACAAGAUUCCAGAGAAUGUGUGCAUCACAGAAGAUCAGAUUGUUAUCUGUCCAGCUUUGUUGGCUGAGGGAGAUGAGUCAGGUCAAUACUACCCAGUCCCAAGCAUAGCUUUCUCUGCUAUUGUGAUCUGA
Messenger RNA from Mollisia scopiformis, 981 nucleotides. RefSeq lists its product as uncharacterized. The record is from RefSeq and is a predicted model, not a curated record. NCBI's taxonomy places the organism in Eukaryota, Fungi, Ascomycota, Leotiomycetes, Helotiales, Mollisiaceae. The transcript has 4 exons. The coding region runs from base 1 to 981 and encodes 326 amino acids.